Egretta garzetta (little egret) is the source of this 615-nucleotide messenger RNA. RefSeq names its product disabled homolog 2-interacting protein-like. Gene Ontology annotation, biological process: regulation of GTPase activity. The transcript is spliced from 4 exons. The annotation marks the transcript as partial. NCBI's taxonomy places the organism in Eukaryota, Metazoa, Chordata, Aves, Pelecaniformes, Ardeidae. The record is from RefSeq and is a predicted model, not a curated record.
UCGUUCCUCAUCGACCUGGGCGUGGCUGAGCUGGACCGCUUCGAUGAUCGUGAGGCGCUGAUCUUCCGUGAGAACACACUGGCCACCAAGGCCAUCGAUGAGUACAUGAAACUGGUGGGGGGCAAGUACCUCCAGGACACGCUGGGUGAAGCUGUGGCCCAGCUCUGCACCUCGGAUGAUAGCUGCGAGGUCGAUCCCAGCAAAUGCUCUGGCCUUGACCUUUCCGACAACCAGAACAACCUGCGGCAGGUCUGCGAGGAGACCUUCCAGCGCAUCGCCACGUCCUGCGACGCCUUCCCUGCAGAGUUGGGCGAGAUCUUCGCGGCGUGGCAGGAGGAGUGCGCAGCGCGGGGCAAGGCACCCAUUGGGCAGCGCCUGGUCUCGGCCUCCCUCUUCCUACGGUUCCUCUGCCCUGCCAUCAUGUCCCCCAGCCUCUUCGGCCUCGUCCAGGAGUACCCGAGCGAAGAGAGACGGCUGUCGGUGCUGGAGAGGGAGCAGGCGGAGCUGCGGGGUGCCAUCGCCCAAGCCCUGGGCCACCCCGGGAGGCCGGGACGCCGGAUGGUGGCACGGGGCUGGGACGAGAGUGGUGACGAUGCUCAGGCCACCAGCGUGUAA